Messenger RNA from Onychostoma macrolepis, 1805 nucleotides. It is a transcript of the gene tmem88b, whose product is annotated as transmembrane protein 88 b. The transcript is spliced from 3 exons. The record is from RefSeq and is a predicted model, not a curated record. Bases 278 to 952 code for a protein of 224 amino acids. Gene Ontology annotation, cellular component: plasma membrane. Lineage: Eukaryota; Metazoa; Chordata; Actinopteri; Cypriniformes; Cyprinidae. Gene Ontology annotation, molecular function: PDZ domain binding.
CAUCCAUAUCUCAGUAUGUCUCACAGAAAGAGAGCGUCAGUGGACAGUAUACAGCAAAUCUGAGCUAAAACCAACUACACUUCAGAGAACACAAGAAAUGAGAGCAACCAUCAGACUAGUAUGCAAGGAAAAAUAUUUUUAGAAUUUUAGAAAUUCUAGAAGUUUGGAACAAGGAAUUAUAAUACUAACUUCAUUUCCAAAAAAACAAGGAGUGCAUGUUGUGUUCGUCAAUUCAACAAAAAGAAGAGGACUACUGGAGUCACACCAUCGGAUCAGGAUGAGCAUGAACAGCACACUGGAGAAGGGGGCUCAUCACCAGGCCCUCGACCUCUCUGAAGAGCUCCCAACCAACAGCCAUCACCACCAUCAUCAUCACAAUCACACCAGUCUCCAGCACACAAACUCCUUGGCCUCCACUGCGCCAGCCGGGACCCCAGUAGGUGGGUCUGGAGUGGUUGUGCCGCCACCUUACUCUGCUGCGGAAGCCGGGGGAGGUGAAUGUCCGCUGGAGCUCCGGGGCUCUCUGGACUGCUGGGCAUGUUCAGUGCUGGUGACAGCGCAGAACCUGGUGAUCGCAGCCAUCAACGCCUGCCUGGCCGGGUUGGUUUUCGGGCUCAUCCUAACUCCUGCUAUUGUCAUGGUGGUGUUUGGCUUCAUCUGUCAUUCAACGGUGCGCCCGCACGGUUCAUCACCAUACUGUUCGGAUCUACUGACUGACGGUGGCUGUGUGGCUCUGCUGGUCGUGGGUUUCUUGCUAGUGACUCCACUCCUGGUUCUGGCCUUGGCUGCGUACUGCCGGCUUGCCCGUCACCUUCAGCUGGGUCUGUGUUUUAUUCCGUACAGCCGUGCCGUCUACAAGAACCUUCCAGCUACCCAGCACCGUGGCUUGACAGGGGGCUGCUGUGGACAGCGAUCUGGGAAAGGAGAAGGGAAGGGGAAGGUGUGGGUGUAAAGGGAAAGGACUACACUUCUGUUGUACUAGAGAUAUGGAAUGUUGUGAAAGAACACUACACAUUAUAGACCAAAAAAUCCCCUCAUUAAAUAUUAUUUCAAUUUAUAUGACAGACAAAGAGAGGCAAGGAAUUCCCAUUUACUGAUUUCCUUUUUUUUAUUUUUUAUAGCCAAAUACACCAUGUUCGUCAAUUUCUGAUGCCUAUAUAUUUCAUGCAACUGUUAUAGCACAAUCAAUUUUAAUUAGUCAAUUUCAGUACUUGACAUUUAUAAAAUAAUCAAAUUCAAAUAUCCCAAAAUGAUGGUUAUGUACUCUUUGUAUAACACUAUUUGUCUUAUACAUAGUCAACACAUUUUUCUACAUUGUCAAAAAUAUUUCUAUAUUUUUUCUUAUAAAGUGUACAGUGUUGUGGAUUUCCCUUUUCUUUAAAUGUUAGGCCUAUAUACAAAUCAUUAAAUACUGUAAUUUCAGAACUGAUGGGCUGCUCUCCUAAUUUCGCACAAGAUUUAUUUAGACAAAAUAAACUUUACUCAUAAGCCCGAUUCAGAGGAUAGUUGUUUCUCAUGAGGAUGUGUUCAUGCGUAUUUAUUACUGAAAAAAAUACUGGAUUUACAAGAACAAUAUUUCAUAAUUUCUCCACCACAGCUAGUGGGAGCUGUUAAGAACAAAAAGAUGACAGACAAGCACAUAAAAUUUUAAAUGGGUCAUUAUUAUGGUAUGCAAUACAAUUUUAAAAUAUGUAGCCUAUUAUAUAGGGCCACAGAUUCAUACAUAAAAAUAUAAACCAAGCAGAUUUAUGUUUAACUUAUGCAUUAACUUAUUUCUGCUAAUCCCCACAUUUUUAAUGGCAUCC